AAACCCAAAUUCAAAAAAAAAAUAUUGAAAAACACAACAAAUUUAAAAAAAAAUGAGGAAACUCGUGGUGUUACCGCUUCUGGUCAUCGUGUUUGUAUCGAUGAUGGCGGAGGAGGGGAAGGCGAUAACGUGUUCGCAGGCUAACCUCUCCAUGGCGCCGUGCCUGUCGUAUCUUAUGAACGGAGGAAACCCGUCGGCGCUCUGCUGCAAGGGGAUGAAGAAUCUGAAGAAGGCGACGCCGGAGAAGGAUGACCGGCAAACCGUUUGCCGGUGUCUGAAAGAUACGGCGACCAAAAACCCUAAGAUUAAGGACGAUAACGCAAGCCAGCUCCCCGGCAAAUGUGGUGUUGAUUUUGGCGUUCCGUUCUCAACGGGCACGAAUUGUGAUAGUGUGAAUUGAACGAGUUCUUGGAACGGCUACGUACGAAGCGACUAA
This is a messenger RNA of Tarenaya hassleriana, 436 nucleotides long. Its product is annotated as non-specific lipid-transfer protein 11-like. The record is from RefSeq and is a predicted model, not a curated record. Gene Ontology annotation, molecular function: lipid binding. Lineage: Eukaryota; Viridiplantae; Streptophyta; Magnoliopsida; Brassicales; Cleomaceae. Gene Ontology annotation, biological process: lipid transport. Gene Ontology annotation, cellular component: membrane. Bases 53 to 400 code for a protein of 115 amino acids. The transcript has 2 exons.